Messenger RNA from Theobroma umbraticum, 2380 nucleotides. RefSeq names its product plant glycogenin-like starch initiation protein 2 (gene PGSIP2). Gene Ontology annotation, molecular function: glycosyltransferase activity. The record is from RefSeq and is a predicted model, not a curated record. NCBI's taxonomy places the organism in Eukaryota, Viridiplantae, Streptophyta, Magnoliopsida, Malvales, Malvaceae.
AAGCCAGCUAUCAUCACUCAUCAUCGGAAAAUUAAAAAUAAAAAAUAAAAAAAAUUCCAAAUGUUUCACCUCCUGAGUUCUGACACUAAUAACUGCCACUUCCUCUCUUGAGUCUUCGCAGCCUUGGAUCAGACAGCAAAGCCAGCUCUCCCUCAUUCUCUAUUUUUUAAAACUUAUAAAACAAAUCAUAAAUUGAGUACAGUCUUGGAAACCUCAAAGCAUAAACAAAUGGUAUUUUCAGUUUGAGCUGCUCUCUGAAGAUUUCUAAAGAUGAGAGGCCCCUCCCUCAGUCCCAAAGAGCCUCGUCACCGCGUUUCUGCUUCCGCUGAAGACACAAGCAGAAGAGGGUUCCAAAGAAAUAAGGUUUUUAAAGAUGUAGAGAAGGCCCUCCAUGUUCCCAUUAAAUACAGGAAUUGGAAUUUCAAGAUAUCUACCUUGAAAGCUGUGCUGGUUAUAAUUCUGUUGGGAACUCUCUUCACACUCUUCCGCUCCCCUGCAGUUUAUGUUUCAGAUCGCCCAUCCAAUUUUGUAUCUCGGCCUAGUUUUGUAGACAGAUGGAUAAGAGACAGUGCUGCUGCAGAUCCGCGCUAUAUAUCAAUGUUGGAUGUAAAUUGGGACCAAAUCUCGAGUGUUAUUGAGAAUCUGACUGACAGGGAUGAAUAUCAGGGAAUUGGCUUGUUGAACUUCAAUAAUAGUGAAACUGAUCAAUGGAAGCAGCUGUUACCAGAUGCUGAGCAUGUUGUUCUACAAUUGGACUCUGUGGCAGUCAAUGUAACUUGGGAAUCCCUAUACCCUGAAUGGAUAGAUGAAGAAGAAGAAUUUGAGGUUCCCAAUUGUCCUUCUCUACCCAGUCUUCAGAUUCCUGGCAAACCACGGAUUGAUCUUAUUGCUGUCAAGCUUCCUUGCAACAAGUCAGGAAAGUGGUCAAGGGAUGUUGCACGUCUACACUUUCAGCUAGCGGCUGCAAGGCUUGCUGCAUCUGCUAAGGGGUUUCACCCAGUGCAUGUGCUUUUUGUGACUGACUGCUUCCCUAUCCCAAAUCUUUUUACUUGCAAGGACCUUGUUGCAUGCGAAGGGAAUGUUUGGCUGUAUACUCCCAACCUGCACAGGUUAAGAGAAAAGAUUCGACUGCCAGUAGGGUCAUGUGAGCUUUCAGUUCCUCUCCAGGCUAAAGAGUAUUUCCAUUCAGAGAGAGCACACCGUGAAGCAUAUGCAACAAUCCUACACUCUGCUCAUGUAUAUGUUUGUGGGGCCAUUACUGCUGCGCAGAGCAUCCGCAUGUCAGGUUCAACAAGGGACCUUGUGAUACUUCUUGAUGACUCAAUCAGUGAUUAUCAUAGAGGUGGCUUGGAGGCCGCUGGGUGGAAAAUUUAUACAAUCCAAAGAAUCAGGAAUCCAAAAGCUGAACCAGAAGCAUAUAAUGAAUGGAAUUACAGCAAGUUCCGUCUUUGGCAGUUGACUGAUUAUGACAAGAUCAUUUUCAUUGAUGCCGACCUUCUUAUACUUAGGAAUAUUGAUUUCUUAUUUGAGAUGCCUGAGAUAUCUGCUAUAGGAAAUAAUGCUACUCUCUUCAACUCAGGUGUGAUGGUUGUUGAGCCAUCAAAUUGUACAUUCCAGCUACUAAUGGAUCACAUCAAUGAGAUUGAAUCCUACAAUGGUGGGGACCAGGGGUAUCUGAAUGAAAUCUUCACUUGGUGGCAUCGGAUUCCAAAACACAUGAACUUCUUGAAGCACUUCUGGGAAGGUGAUGAGGAGGAGAAGAAAGAGAUGAAGACUCGCCUUUUUGGAGCCAAUCCUCCAAUUCUUUAUGUGCUCCAUUAUCUGGGCAACAAACCAUGGCUAUGCUUCCGGGACUAUGAUUGCAACUGGAAUGUGGACAUUCUGCAGGAGUUUGCCAGUGAUGUUGCUCACAAAACAUGGUGGAAGGUACACGACGCCAUGCCAGAAAAUUUACAGAAGUACUGUUUACUUAGGUCCAAGCAGAAGGCACAACUAGAGUGGGAUAGGAGGCAAGCUGAGAAAGAUUACACGGAUGGUCAUUGGAAAAUCAAGAUAAAAGACAAGCGUUUAAAGACAUGCUUUGAAGAAUUCUGCUUCUGGGAAAGUAUGCUGUGGCAUUGGGGUGAAAAGAAUUGGACAGAUAAUGCAACUGCUACCCCAUCACCCCCUGCCACCAAGAAGGCAUCUCUCUCUUCGCUAUGAUCUUCUUCUUCUUCUUUUCAACAUAUUUUCUGUGCAGAUCACAUAGUCAACAACUGAAAAAACAAAGCAUACAUUGAGUUCCAUCCAAUGGUUUUUGGAAAAUAUAUGUCAGUUUUGAACUUGUUUCAAUAUUCAAUAACUUUUGUCAAAUGCAUAGCUAUUUCAUUACUUUUGUAUG